CACCAUGGCUGACCUCAAGCAAGACCCUCCGGCGCUUGCCCCUGAAUCUGACGAAGAAGAGGACCUUGACCAUGACAAAAUCACCUUGCUUCCUGGCUCCUCCCAGGACGGCACUGCUGCCUCCUUUCAGAUCCUCGACGAAGACCAUACCUUGGGCAAUCCUCUCAGAUACCUCAUCAUGAAGAACCCUCAGGUCGAGUUCUGCGGCUACUCCAUCCCCCAUCCCUCUGAGCAGAAGCUCCAUCUCAGAAUACAGACCUUUGGCUCCAUCUCUGCUGUCGACGCUCUCUACAAGGGUCUCGAUGACUUGAUCGAUCUCUGCAACCACGUCGAGCAAAAAUUUACCCAAAAGGUCUCCAACAACGAUUACUCCAUCGUCGAGCCCUGAUUGCUUCACUCAAUUUCACCUGCUUCUACAUCAUAUACAUUUCUAUACUAUUAUCUAUGAUUUUAUCUUUAAUACUAUUCCCAACAUUACAAUUGUUCAUCACUCUAUCGCUUUUUUUUUCCAUCCGGAUGUAGGAUGUAUCUACUGUGUUUUUUUUACUAUUUUUUUUUCUUUUUC
Messenger RNA from Ascoidea rubescens DSM 1968, 565 nucleotides. It is a transcript of the gene RPC19, whose product is annotated as DNA-directed RNA polymerase core subunit RPC19. Gene Ontology annotation, biological process: DNA-templated transcription. Lineage: Eukaryota; Fungi; Ascomycota; Saccharomycetes; Ascoideales; Ascoideaceae. Gene Ontology annotation, molecular function: protein dimerization activity; DNA-directed RNA polymerase activity; DNA binding. Bases 5 to 388 code for a protein of 127 amino acids. The transcript has a single exon. Gene Ontology annotation, cellular component: RNA polymerase III complex; RNA polymerase I complex. The record is from RefSeq and is a predicted model, not a curated record.